Diospyros lotus (date-plum) is the source of this 486-nucleotide messenger RNA. RefSeq lists its product as uncharacterized. Lineage: Eukaryota; Viridiplantae; Streptophyta; Magnoliopsida; Ericales; Ebenaceae. The record is from RefSeq and is a predicted model, not a curated record. The transcript has a single exon. Bases 1 to 486 code for a protein of 161 amino acids.
AUGAAGGCCGCCCAAGAUCGACAAAAGAGUUACGCGAACAAGAGAAGGCGAGACUUAGAGUUUUCGACUGGGGAUCAUGUAUGGCUGAGAGUGAUGCCCAUGAAGGGCGUACGUCGAUUUGGGGUGUCGGGGAAGCUUAACCCUCGCUAUAUUGGGCCGUUUGAGAUUUUGGAACGAGUUGGCACUCUGGCCUAUAGGUUGGCCUUGCCACCGCAACUAUCUGGCGUUCAUAACAUCUUCCAUGUGUUCAUGCUGAGGAAGUACGUGUUGGAUCCUCAGCACAUUAUUGACUAUCAGACUAUAGAGGUCAGGGAAGAUGUGGCAUACGAGGAAAUGCUUGUCAGUAUCUUGGAAUGGAAAGAGAAAGUGUUGCGAAGCCGGUCGAUUUCUUUUGUGAGGGUUCAGUGGCAACAUCAUUCUCCGGACGAGGCUACUUGGAAACGUGAGGAUGAGAUGAGCCGUCUUUUCCCCCAGCUAUUCUCAUGA